CAUACACACACACAAAAAAAAAUGAAAUAAGCCCAGGUUCCGCGCCGCUCUACACUUCUUUCAUUUCAAUUUCAAAUAGAAAUAACUGUGGCGGUGCCUGCGAACUCAAUUAGUUACAAGGAAAAUGGAUGAGAAAAGAGGCAAAAGAGAAACGGUUAUUCUCUCUUCCUCCUCCGAAGAAGAAAAUUACGACGAUGAUUCCGAACAACAGUUCAGCGAUUGCGAUGAACCGUCUGAAUCAGAUGACACUGACAUCAAUGACGAAGAAGAAGAAGAAGACCGCGACGAAACAACCGGAUCGGAUGAUUGUGAUGUUGACGACGAAUCCCUCUCCGAAAAAGUUGUAUCUCUCCUUCAAGAUGGAAAGGAUGUAGAUUCUUUGAAAUUAAACGAAUGCAAAGCUUAUUUACGGAAACAUGGCUUGAGGCUUGCGGGAAAUAGAGCAGUUUGUAUUGCGAGGGUUAAAGAACAUUGGAGGUUAAUACAUGAAAGUGGGUACACAUUGUAUCCAAGAUCAUCCUUCAACAUUAAUUGUACAGGUGAUGUCUGCAUGGGAGAUGUGGUUCUGUUUAAGCAAAAGGUUUAUGAAAAGUUUAGCAAAAUGACCAGGCAUGGAAGAGUCAUAGGAAACAGAACUGUUGCUGGGAGGGUUGUAAAGGAAAGCUAUGGUGCAGCGAAACAACAACAUACCUUCACUGUUGAGGUGUUGUGGAGUAGUGGGGCUAGGAAAUUACCUCCACUUUCUCCUUUGCUUGUAAAGGGUCGUAAUCUCUAUAAACAGAAAACUUACAGACAGAGAUGGAAAAAUGAAGCUGAUAGGGUCAAAGUGCUAUCUGAGAAGCACAGACGUGGUGCAGAAGCUAGGUUUGUAAGAGCGUCGAAGCAGAAAAAGAAAAGCUGUUAUGCAAAUGGAUCUAAGGGUUCUAAGCGGCAGCAAGAAGCCCGCAAUACUAAACGAUCAAAAAAAGGAAGAUCACGUGAUCUAAACAAGGUUAGACAGGUUAGACACUAUGAUGGUUCCCGAGGAGCAAAUGAAUAUCAAAGUCAAGGGGCCACAUCAUCAACACAGGCAACAUGGAAUGAGAGUGUAUCUUCAAGAGCCUUCAGAUCUGCAAGGGGAAGAGUACACAACUCUGCCGAAUUUGAUUGCUAUCAAGCCCCAGCCUAUCCAUUACAGUCUAGUAGUCGACAAAUUCCAUAUCAAUUUCAAGUAAAUUCUCAAAGCCAAAAUGGAUCAAAUGAAUUUGCUUAUCACGAAAGAGGCUCAGUUCAAAAUAUGAGAGGCUUCCCACCUUUCAGGCCUGGUGUUAGUGAAUUCACAUAUCAAGAGAGAGGCCAGGUUCCAAAUAUGAGAGGAUUCACACCUUUGAGGCCUGCUGUUAGUGAAUUCACAUCUAGAGCGAAUGUAUCUAGUGAUAGUUAUCAUGCCCACAUAAACCGAUACAACUUUGAUACGAAUAAUUUGAAUGCAGAACAUAUUGACAGGCCAUUAUACUUGGUUUCUAGAGACAGGUAUGGAGGGAGAAAAUACGGCAUAUGAUGUAUAAUCUGUUGUUCAUUGGGAAGACUUGGCCUAUGAAUAGUUUUGGUUCACCUUUUAACAGUGGCAUACCCUGAGUUCUGCAAAUGUGCUUUUCGCCUUGGACUAGUAGUGUACAUGGUAUUUUUGGAUGAAUAAUGAGAGGAGUAUAAUCAUCUUUUCUUUCUUCAAAUGUUUUUCCGUAGUUAUGGGUGUACAAAUACAUGUUGAGAAAAUGUAGUUUUAAAUGUUUUUUAAAUAUCUGGUAAUGAUUGAACUAGUGUACUUGUUGUUUUUGGAUGAACAAUGAAAAUAGUGUAAAUGUGUAA
Molecule: messenger RNA, 1848 nt
Organism: Lathyrus oleraceus (garden pea)
Lineage: Eukaryota; Viridiplantae; Streptophyta; Magnoliopsida; Fabales; Fabaceae
Product: zinc finger CCCH domain-containing protein 62
Exons: 8
Coding region: 125-1540 (471 amino acids)
Source: RefSeq, a predicted model, not a curated record